UAUUUCAAAUUGAUAAGAUUGAAUUGAAAUUUUAUAUCAUACAAUUAUUUUCAACUUAAACCUUAAUUUUAAAUUUUUAGUCUGUACUUUGUAAUUAUACAUAAUUUAAUUUCAUUAGACUGUAAAUAAUUGUACAUAAAAUAUACACAGUUUAAAGUAACAAAAUUAUUCUUACAGAAAUAUAAACAUGGCUGAAGAAGAAUCAAAUUCCAAACCAUCAUAUCCUCUGAAAGUGUUAUAUUGUGGUAACUGUUCACUUCCGCCUGAAUAUUGUGAUUUUUCCUCAGAUACUGAUCGUUGCCGGGAAUGGCUUGAAAAGUAUUUACCUGAUGAAUUUAAUAGAAUAAUGACAUCAAGUGGAACUGCUGGAGGUGAUGAUUCUGAUGAGAAAAAACGUCAAAAACGUGGUGGAAAAGGCAUGGUAAAGUCAAAGAAGAAAGAUGAUGGUCCCAAACAAGUAUGUUUAUCUAGAGCACCAAGAGGCAAAAAGAAAUCAGUUACUGUUGUAACUGGCUUGAGUACAUUCAAUAUUGAUUUGAAAGUUGCAGCUAAAUUUUUUGGUACUAAAUUUGCUUGUGGAUCGAGUGUGACAGGCGAGGAUGAAAUUGUCAUACAAGGUGAUGUCAAAGAUGACUUGUUUGAUAUAAUACCUGAAAAAUGGCCUGAAAUUGAUGAAGAUUACAUUGAAGACCUCGGAGAUCUUAAACGGUGAUCACAAAAUUUAUUUAUUUUCAAUGUGAAACAAAUGAUUCAACCAUUGAAUUUUUGUUUGACUGAAGGCAAUAUCCAGUCUUUGUUGUCUACCUGGAAUAUUUAAAUUUAUAAAACCAAUAUAUUGCUAUGGGAUAUAUAUUAUUUCCAAUCAUUUAA
This is a messenger RNA of Rhopalosiphum padi (bird cherry-oat aphid), 870 nucleotides long. It is a transcript of the gene DENR, whose product is annotated as density-regulated protein homolog. The record is from RefSeq and is a predicted model, not a curated record. The transcript has 3 exons. Gene Ontology annotation, biological process: formation of translation preinitiation complex; translation reinitiation. NCBI's taxonomy places the organism in Eukaryota, Metazoa, Arthropoda, Insecta, Hemiptera, Aphididae. Gene Ontology annotation, molecular function: translation initiation factor activity; mRNA binding. Bases 188 to 712 code for a protein of 174 amino acids.